AGGUAUGCUGUUUUAAUGUCAAGCUCAUCGAACACAAUUACAACCACAACACAAUCAGAGAAACUUAGAGGACGCACUGUUUCCAUGUUUAUGGAGGAACCUCGCUCUUCAUUCAAUUGAAGCAGGACAUCAAGUGCCUGAUGAACCAUGGGGCCGAGGCUCUCUCAUGGCAGUUGGCUGUGGGUGUUCAUGUCCCUACUGGGUGCUGCAGACUGCACUUACCACUGCCUCAGCAGCAGCAGUGACACACAACCUUUCCUCUCCUUGACCCAAACUCAGACUUGGCGGGUGGAAAGCGAUGGUGGUCGCCUGAAGCCCUUGUAUAACUUUGCCAAGCUUUUCCUUGACUCAGUACAGCCAAAUCCUUUCCCGGAAGAUAUCAUCUCUACAGCUUUAAAGACUGAACAACUAGAUAUUCCACAGCUGGUUCGGUAUGAGGCUGGAUACAUAGUGUGUUUGCUCUUGGCUGUACUUUACCUGCUUGUGAUGCCAGUUGCCGGUGGAGUUCUUGCUUGGAGGUCUUUCCAUAGCAGGAAGGUAGAGGUGAACAACACUCAGUCAUCAUCAUUAGCAUCCCUCUACCAUCAGGACAUCGGUGUGGCAGCUUGUUUAGUUCUUGUCACCAUUUUACUCCUGACAGGGGUGAUCUUGGCUUUCACCGUGAACAGUCGAGUCAGUGAGAACAUGCACCCAGGCCUGUAUCAUGUAGAGACCAGCGCCAGGAUCAUUGAAGACUCUCUAACUUCAAUUACACAGAAAAUUAAGGUCAUUAUGGAACAGUACUCCAUUCCCAAAGCAGAAAUCUCAAAGGAAAUGAAUGAUGCUGACGACAUCAUUGGUGCAACAAUCAUCUCCUCUUUCAACACUGAUGUCGACGAAUAUCUCAUAGACUUAUCUGUCUCCAUCGAAGAUGCUAUUGGAACCUUUGAGAACCUGCAGCUGUAUCAGAUGACCAGGACAAACCUGCAGGCCAAUCACACAACCCUGCAGAACGGCAUCCAGGGACUACAGAGCCGAGUGGAGAGUCUGGGGAAAUGCCCCACCUGUGACGUCCCCAACCCUAGCAACCUGACUACUGUUGCUAAUUACUACCUGAUCCCCAGUGUGGAUGACAAGUUGAAUGAUAUGCCUCCUGCAUCCAGCCUCGCAGGCCUCAUUGAACAGGGGAACCUAACCUUCCAUGCCAUUCCACAAAAGUGCUCAGAGCAAGUGGCUCCCACAAUAGCAGCUCUCAUGUCAGUGCUGAAUGAAUCCCAAGAAGAGUUGCUGAACACCAGCCAUAGGUUCCCCUCGCUGGAGUCUCUCAUUGAGGCUGUGUCUGACUGUAAAACCACUGUGAGACGCUUUGCAGACCCAGUAGAUUACUACGACUUUGUCAGGUGGGCAGUGUCAUUGACACUCUGCAUGGUGAUGCUGGUCAUAGUGGUUCUGAUGGUGGUUGCUCUCUCUCUGGGACUGCCUGUGUUCUUCUACCCUACGAUUUACUCCACAUACCAAGAUGCUCGACUGGAACACACAGCAAUUGGCCUGUAUAGAGCAGCUGUAGUAGCGAGCUUCGUGUUUUCCUGGCUUUUCAUCCUCUUGGUCUUUAUUGUGUUGUUUUUCGGAGGGAAUGCCCACACCCUGGGCUGCCGGAGCUGGACCCAUGGACAGCUCUUUGGGUUCUUAGACCAGCAGAAUAAUAUUUUCAGCAGCCUAAACAACAUCAGUCAAAGCUUCAACACCAGUCAAAGCCCCAACACCAGUCAAAGCCCCAAUAUCAGUCAAGAGACCAACUCUGAGACCCAACAGAUUCAGCCCAGCACCUCAGCAAUAUACCAUGGCUGUAAGAGUGGACAGUCAUUGUUCCACAGCAUGCACAUGGAGCAGCACUUUGAUCUGGAGGACUUCCUCAAUGCCAGCAAGUACUUGGAUGGAUUCAAUGAGACUGCUCAGAAUAUGUCAGUCAACCUGGAUGGCUUGAAACUGCUACCUGACAAUGGCAGACAGGGCCUACUGAGCUUUAAACAGUGUGGGAUAGACAGCAUCAACUACCAUGAGCAAUUACUACUGCUAAGCACACCAGUUGUGAAGACAGACCUUGGAGUAUUUGCCAAUGAACUGGAUAAGAAGGCAGAAGUUCCUGCAAAUGGUGAAAUUAAGGAAGAAUUGAAAAAAGAGGCAGAAACAACCAGAUAUCUGAACACCAUCGUUAAGCUACAGCAGACAAAUGCAGCAAAGAUGAGCCAAAUUGUGAGUGCCUUGAAGACUAUCAGCACAGUCUACAAGGCUAAUGUAGACAAAACUCUGGAAAGUUUGACACAGACAGAACUGGCACUCCACAACCAGCUUCCUUACAUUGUGGGAAAUGUGUCUCAGUGUAUCAUGGAGAAAGGAGAACAAUCCCUGCUUCGGUACCUAGAUUGGGUCCGUCAUGCGAUCUUAUAUAAGGUCCUGGAUUGCCAUUGGCUUGCUGUGUCACUGGACAAUGUGUAUACAGCAGUCUGUCUCAAUGUGGUUGAUCCAUUGAAUGCAUUCUGGCUGUGUCUGGGAUGGUGUUGUGCAUUCCUGGUCCCUGGAGUGAUCUUCAGCAUCUAUACAGCCAGGCGAUUGAAGCCAGAGCCCACCUUCAUUAGUAAGGAUACAUUCAUCUUGCCUGAGAAGAAGACAGAGAAUAUGAAAUGCCAUACAGAGAAAGCUGCAUCCAACAACUACAUGAGCUUAGAAGAAGUCCAUGAGAUGAGCAUGGUUUCUGAAUACAUCAAAAGCAAAACAUGUGAAGACUAAGACACUUGAAUUUAAAUGCAAAAAAAGAUGAUACUAUGUUGAAAGCAAAAUGGUGGGGUUACCCCAUAUGGAAUCUAAUCUUGUCGAUUAUAGAAAUAAUUUGUGUAACAACUCCUGACAUCCUGACAACGUUAGUUGUGGUAUAUAUCGCUAUGUGGUCUCGGGUAUCUAUUCUUAUUUCAACUGGGCAAGCCAGCCUCUAUAAUUCAUCUGAAGCACAUGCCUAUUUAAUCAAAAGCGAAGGCCUAUAUAAUCUGAUAAAUUGGUUUAUUCGUUCCUAUUAGUUUUUUUCUACUAAGUUGUUAUAAUGAAUAAAAAACGAAUACAUGUAUAAUACAAAUAAUGAAAAUACUUAAAGCAU
Oncorhynchus kisutch (coho salmon) is the source of this 3127-nucleotide messenger RNA. RefSeq names its product prominin-2. Bases 148 to 2766 code for a protein of 872 amino acids. Gene Ontology annotation, cellular component: cell surface; apical plasma membrane; cilium. Gene Ontology annotation, molecular function: ATP binding; cholesterol binding. The transcript is spliced from 24 exons. The record is from RefSeq and is a predicted model, not a curated record. NCBI's taxonomy places the organism in Eukaryota, Metazoa, Chordata, Actinopteri, Salmoniformes, Salmonidae.